Macrobrachium nipponense is the source of this 2827-nucleotide messenger RNA. Its product is annotated as FK506-binding protein 5-like. The record is from RefSeq and is a predicted model, not a curated record. NCBI's taxonomy places the organism in Eukaryota, Metazoa, Arthropoda, Malacostraca, Decapoda, Palaemonidae.
AAGGGCUCAUGCGAAUGUUUUUUUUAUCCAAUGGAGAACUGGUUGCCUUGGCGAGCGAUAACGUUAAUCGAUGAAACUUCAUUCCACUUCCCUCAUGGUCGACGACGGCAGUCGUCUCCUGGACCGGGUGGUGAGCAGUUGGAGGGGAACUUAAUCUACAUAGGACAAGAGCAAUGGAGGUUCAAGAUAGCUUUAGAUACCAACAAGCAGUCCAGCGACUCAAGAAGCUCCUGUAUGAUGGCUCUGCGGAACCUGUGCCUUCUCACCAGUCUUCCCACAGAGGAUAGCGGAUAUAGCUCUAGUCAUGUCUACAGUAGUUUACGUAAAGAUUGGAUGAGAGAUGGUGGUGGCCCAAAGAGCAGUGCGGAUGAACUCGAUAAAAUUAAUGAAGACAUUUCAAGAAAGAAAUACAAAGGUUCCCCUGAAGGAGUGUGGUGCCUCAUGGAACUUUUACGCCAUCAGGAGGAACUGAUAGCACAGCUGGAGAAAGAGAACGAAUUUUUGAAGCGUGAAAUUAUAUCAGUAAGUGAUGGUGCUAAGAAAGUGGCCCAAGAAAACCAAGACCUCAGUCGUCGAUUGGCUCAAGCUUUAUCCCAGGCUCUGGCUCGAGACGAGAAUACUGACAGUUCUCUUAGCACUUCCAACAGUCAAGCAGAAAAGGUCCCAGAAUCUCUGGAUAAAUUACAAAGAGAGAAGGUGGCUCUAAUGGCUGAAGUUGAAAGAUUGCAGUCUGCAUUAGACGCCAUGACAGAGAGGGAACAAAGUGCCCUUGAUAAGCUGCGAGCAGCACUUUCCAUAGCUGAAGAGACACAGGCAUUCACUACUCAGGUUCGUGCGAGUAGUGAGUCUGCCAUAGAAGAACUUUCUGGUUUGCUCAGAUCAACAAAGGAAGAGGGAGAAGAACUUAAGCACCUUCUUCAGGAAGCUGAGAAAAGGACCAGCCAGGAGGAAGAGCAGCAAGAAAAAUGGAGAUCCGAGCAGGAAAAAAAAGUCAAACUUUUAGAGGAAGAGAUUACUAAUCAAGGCACACAGAUCACUCAAUUAGAGGGCGAAGUGCGGGAAAAGGGCCGACAAAUUGUUGUCUUGAAAGAUGACCUUCAAGCAGCACAGGCAGCCAAAGCUAGAAUAGAGACUCAGUUAGAGGAGCAAAGACAGCAUGCCAAAGAUGCUCAUGCCAGACUUGAUCACAUCAUCAUGACGCGAGGUGCUGAAGCUGCAACUGCCACUACAAGAGCAAGAGAAUUAGAAGAUAGACUUUCUUCAGCUAGGCAAGACAUCAAUCGCUUACUCAACACUAUCACCUCCAUAGCACAGGGUCCUGGAAAAAUAAGAGAUCUACAAUCAACAGAUGAUGUCAAAAGUGAGCGUCUUGCUGCCGAACACCAGAUGAGCACUCUUCUUUCUUCUUUGCAAGACAGACACGAGGAAGAAAUAAAAGCUCUGCAUGAUGCUUCUACUGAGCAUCGGAAGUCUGUGGAUGCUCUAAGGCAGGAAAUAGCCGAGAUGCGACAAGAAAUUGUGGAUGAUAAUGAAAGAAAUAGGGAAUGUCUUCAUAGAAUUGGUCAAAGUAUGGGUGUCCCAACUCCUGAGGGUGGAAGUCAAGGCGUGGAAGGUCCAAUUCAUGUAUCAAAACCAGUCCUUAUUGAUGAUGAUGAAAAAAAUGGUGCAGUCCAAGCAAGUUUACCUGCGAAGGAUGAAAUAGGAGUAAAGAAGGAAGGUGGUGACACUCCUGAGAAAAACCAAGAUAAUGCAAAUAUGUCAUCAGGCAGUAAGGAAAUGGAUCUGAUUACAGAUAGUGAAGGUGGCAAGAAAAGCCCUAAAAAUCAUACAGAAGAAAACUUGCCUCCAAAAGAAAAGCAGAAAUCCUCUGAAGAGAGCAGCAAAGAUAUACAAAUAAAACCUGACUCUGAUGACACUAAAGAAACUAAAGAUAAGCCCAACAUUCCAAAAGAACCCAAGAAACCCAACUCUGAUGAAGUUUCAGAUAAGAAAGAAGAACCCAAGAAACCAGACAUGGAUGAGGUUCCAGAUAAAGAGGAACCCAAGAAACCAGACUUAGACAAUGUGGUUGCAGAUAAGAAAGAGGAACCCAAGAUACCAGACUUAGACAAUGUGGUUUCAGAUAAGAAAGAGGAACCAAAGAAACCAGACUUAGUCAAUGUGGUUUCAGAUAAGAAAGAGGAACCCAAGAAACCAGACUUAGACAAUGUGGUUUCAGAUAAGAAAGAGGAACCCAAGAAACCAGACUUAGACGAGGUAGUUUCAGAUAAGAUAGAAGAACCUAAGAAACCAGACACAGAUGAAGUUUCAGAUAAGAAAGAAAGUGAUGGAAUUAAAGUAUCUCUUCCAGCGGAUGGAAAGAAGAGUCCUUCUGAAGUGAAAAAAGAAAAUGGUAAUACCAACUCUGUAGUGCCAAGCCCGAGUGAGUGUGAUGCAUGUCAUGGGUGGCCACUGAUUGUACAAGUUGUUGGGCAAGCCCUUGAAGAAAUUCAAGUAGACGUAGACAAACAAGCUACACGCCUAGGACGUAUGAUGAGCACCCACAACUCACAGUGCAACAAUUGCUUGAAAUAUCAGCUGUUUCUUGGUGUGGCAAUGUAUAGACUUAAUGACCUGUAUAAUUAUUCUGAUACCCUCGGCCAAAGGAUUGACUCACUCCUUUACAGAAUAAUGACCUCCUAGAAUCACUACGACUGGCUCGAAGUGAGUGUACUUCUCUCCAACAAGAAGUUACUUUCCUUAGAAAAGUGACGGCAAAUGCCACUGCCCUUAACUUAUCUUCCUGUCCUGACCCACUUCCAGUAGUCACUGAAAUAGCAACAUUUUC